AUGACGACCGUAACGCCGGAAUUAAUGCAAGCAAUGUCGGCCAUGAUGGCAAGCGCGAUCCAGGCGUCGAUUGCGAAUUUGGGCACUGAAGCGAAUGGAUCUUCGUCGACGACUAAACCACGAUUACCGCUGUUCGCGAUAUCUGAGUAUCGGUCGACGGAACACACGCUGGUAGCUGAUUAUUUCAAGAGGUUCGAAUGGUCGCUAGAGCUAAGUAAAAUUUCUAGUGAUCUACACGCUAAUUACGCACGCGUCCACAUGGGCUCAGAGCUUAACAAUGCCCUAAAGUUCUUAAUAAAUCCACGAAGUCCGGAAGACCUUACGUACGAAGAGUUGAAACAAGUCUUGAUCUCGCAUUUCGAUCGAGCAAAAAAUAAGUACGCAGAAAGCAUCAGAUUUCGUCACAUCACGCAGCAGAGUGGAGAAACGAUCGCCAAUUUCGCUCUCCGGUUACGACAGGGUGCAGCUCAUUGCGAGUACGGCGAGUUCCUCGAUAGAAUGUUAACCGAGCAGCUUCUUCACGGGUUAGCAGUACGUGAGAUGUGCGACGAAAUCGUUGCAAAGAAACCAACAACAUUCGCCGAGGCCUACGAUAUUGCAAAUGCGCUCGAGGCGACGCGCAAAACUACGAACGAGGUCAAAGAAUCCAGCUCGACGACUCAGGAUACUACGCACAAGUUGGGGUACGGUCAGCCGAAGCUGAAGCACAAUGGGAAGCCAUCACGUCAACGGUCAUCGUCACGGGGACGGAGACAACAACCGAAUCACCAGGACUCAUCCAGGCAACAAAAGGACUACGUCUGUCAUGGCUGCGGUGGUAAACAUGCACGUAGCCAAUGCCGUUUUCGCGACGCUGUGUGCCACACGUGUAACAAAAAGGGACAUCUUUCAAAAGUCUGCAAGUCCAAAGAACUAAAUACUGAUACGCGUACAGUAGCGGCACUGCAACCGGCAGAACAUGUAGAUACGAUCCGAUAUCGUGAUAAGAUCAACGCGGUAAAUUCGAGACAAAAAUGCAUGAUAGAUGUCGAAAUAGAUGGUAAAAUCCUACGAAUGGAAUUAGAUUCAGGUGCACCGUGCGGUAUCGUUAAUGUAAAGACGUUGCGUACAAUUAAACCAAAGUUCUUGCUGAAGAAAACAGAUCGGCAGUUUGUCAGUUAUACGGGUCAUCAAAUUCCUUGUAUUGGUCGUACUUUAGUGAACGUAACGAUCGGAAAAACCACGCAAAAACUUAAACUAUUUGUAGUUAAAGGACAUUUCGAUGCAUUGUUUGGUAGGGAAUGGAUCUCACAUUUCAUACAUGAGAUCGACUUUGCAAAACUUUUUUCCGCCACCGAAACAAUAAAUAUGAUCAGUUCCGUUAAUCCUAAGUUAACACACGCGCAAAAAGAGCGACUUGGUCAACUUUUAGCCAAAUAUAAAGAUGUAUUUAAUUUAAAAGCUGGUACUCUUACUGGUCCGCCAAUUUCACUUCACCGGAAACCAGGUACAACACCGAUAUUCGCGAAGGCGCGAGAAAUUCCGAUAGCGCUUCGAGAUGCGUAUGCGAGAGAAAUCGAUUCGAAAAUAGAAUCCGGGUUUUAUAAAAAAGUUGAGUAUUCGGAAUGGUUAUCGACAACACAUGUAGUUGCGAAGAAAAAUGGUCAAUUGCGUAUCACCGGAAAUUAUAAGCCAACUGUUAAUCCUCGUGUGGUUAUAGAUGAACAUCCGAUUCCUAAAGUAGAACAUAUUUUCAGCCAUUUUAAAGAAGCACAAAUUUUCUGUCACCUGGACGUCUCCGAUGCGUAUUCUCAUCUUGUCCUCGAUGAAGAGUCCAGUCACAUGCUAACACUCAACACGCCAACGCACGGAUUAAUUCGUCCAACUCGAGCGGUGUAUGGAGCCGCCAGUAUCCCUGCUAUCUGGCAACGUAGAAUGGAAAUAGUUAUAGAGGGUCUUCGGAAUGUUAAAAAUUUCUAUGACGACUUCAUUAUUUUUGCAGAAGAUUUUGAGAGUCUGUUGCGAGUUCUAGACGAAGUUUUGGAGAGAUUCAGAGAACACGGUCUUCAUUUAAAUCGUGAGAAAUGUGUAUUCGCCACAUCGUCAAUUGAGUUCCUAGGGCAUAAAGUGGAUUCGCAAGGAAUACACAAAUCCGAUAGACAUAUCGAAGCAAUCCAAAAAAUUUCUAAGCCAAGCACACCAGAAGAAUUACAACUUUUUCUCGGGAAAGCUUCUUAUUAUAGUUCAUUCAUUCCUGAUUUAUCAACAAGAGACCGUCCUCUUAGAGACAUGCUACUCAGCAAACUUUUCAAAUGGACAUCAGUUGCAGAGAAGGCUUUCGAAGACAUAAAAAACAUUUUAAUUUCACCUCAAGUACUAAUGCCAUAUGAUCCAAAACGUCCGUUGUUGCUUGCAACAGAUGCUAGCAAAACGGGACUAGGUGCAGUUCUAUCCCAUAGACUAAGCAAUGGUCAGGAACGACCAAUUGCGUAUGCAAGCAGAACAAUGAGUGCUACGGAGCAACGCUAUCCGCAAAUAGAUAAGGAAGCACUAGCGAUUGUAUGGGCUGUUCAAAAAUUCUUUUACUACUUGUAUGCCCGUCAUUUCACUAUUAUAACGGAUCAUAAGCCAUUGACACAAAUUCUACAUCCAGAAAAAUCAUUGCCUACGUUGUGUAUCAGUCGCAUGGCAAAUUACGCCGAUUAUCUAUCGCACUUUGAUUUUGAUGUUAUAUUUAAACCAACAGAAGAAAACACGAAUGCAGACUACUGUUCAAGAAUACCAAUACCAGUGUUUACGUCGACAACACAUCGAAUUUCAUUGAAGGAAAGGGAAGAAAUAGAGUACGAUGGAUUUGAUCAUUUUGUUCUGCACCAGAUCGAACAACUUCCAGUGAACGCCGAGAGAAUAGCACGUGAAACGCGGAAGGAUCCUCAUCUGGGAAAGAUCGUUCAACGUCUAGAAGCAGGGCAAGAUCUAUCUCGUUUUGGUUAUAAAGCACCAGAAAUACAUUACAGAUUAGGAAGCAACUGCUUAGUGUUCGAACAUAGAGUUGUUAUCCCACCAACCCUUAGAGAAGCAAUACUCAGCGAAUUGCAUACUGCUCACAUAGGUAUUGUAAAGAUGAAAGGCUUAGCGAGAUCUUUCGUUUUCUGGCCCGGUAUCGACUCCAAGAUUGAAGAAGUAGCCAAAGCAUGUGUCAAUUGCUCAAUAAAUGCACAUGAUCCAACGAGGUACCGAAGCCAUCAUUGGGAAUAUCCAAAAGGUCCUUGGGAGCGCGUACACAUCGAUUACGCAGGACCUGUAGCCGGGAAAAUGUUACUCAUUAUAGUGGAUGCCUAUAGCAAGUGGCUCGAGGUAAAGGCUACUAACUCUACUACUACACAAGCGACAAUCUCGAUUAUGGAGGAACUAUUUGCUACGUACGGAGUUCCAGUCACUAUAGUAUCAGAUAAUGGUCCCCAAUUCACGUCGAUGGAGUUUAAGUUGUUCCUACAAAAGAGUGGUGUCAAGUUCCAUAAAUUCAUAGCACCGUAUCAUCCAGCUUCCAACGGUCAAGCAGAACGUUAUGUUCAGACAGUAAAAAACGCGAUGAAGACUAUGGCAACUACGCCAGGAUCACUCCAGCACAAUCUUAAUGAAUUCUUGUGCCAAUAUAGGAGGGCUCCACACGCUACAACCAAUCAAUCUCCUGCACAGUUGUUUUUAGGACGGACAAUACGAACUAAAUUGGAUUUGGUACGACCAGAUGAAACAAAUGUGAAAAUUACCCAGAAGCAACAAGCCGUAGCGAAUCCAACGUUUCGCGAAUUUCAACCGACUCAAAAGAUUUAUUUCUUAUCAGGAAAUCCACGUAUGGACAAGUGGAUUCCAGGCACAAUAGUGACACGUCUAGGAGAUUUGCACUACGAGAUCGACUAUCAAGGGAAACGAUUCAAGCGGCAUGUAGAUCAGAUGAGAUCUCGUUGGGAAGACAAUCAUCAUCGAGGCAGUUCACAAAACCAAGGUGCCAAUGGUGAUAGCCCCCGAAGAAUUCACUUCUAUGAGAAUUCAAAAACUCAAAGAGCAGUUUCGCCAACACCGAGUCUAGAUGAUUCAUCGGAUAGCAGUUCAGACUCAUAUGUUUCGGUAUCAUCGGGUAACUCAUCGUUCAAUCCACCACAACAACAAGUAAACCAGCCAUCCCCCGAAUUACGAAGAUCAACCCGUAUACGACGCGCACCUCAAAGAUUCAUUCCGCGCUAA
This is a messenger RNA of Vollenhovia emeryi, 4224 nucleotides long. RefSeq lists its product as uncharacterized. The coding region runs from base 1 to 4224 and encodes 1407 amino acids. The record is from RefSeq and is a predicted model, not a curated record. The transcript has a single exon. Gene Ontology annotation, molecular function: nucleic acid binding. NCBI's taxonomy places the organism in Eukaryota, Metazoa, Arthropoda, Insecta, Hymenoptera, Formicidae. Gene Ontology annotation, biological process: DNA integration.